AUAAAGGACCCCAUACCUUGCCACGAACGCCCGAACGAGCUUAUUUUUGGCGGAUCCUUGGCUCUCCUCUCUUCUAGCGUGCGCGCGUUCUCUUUCUCUAUGACGCGAGCCGAAGGAGACCAAUGGCUGUGGGGUUCCAAAUCUUGCCCUGACGCUGACGAGUUUUAUGUUUUGCGUCCUCAAUUGAGGAGCUGGUUUGGAAUUGAGGUUCCUGACCGAAACCAAAGUCUUCCCUUUUGAUUCUCAAUAAUAAUAACACAGACUAACCCAUCUACCCAUAGUGUGCCGUCAAUACCCAUAUUGCUUGUUGGGACUCUAUUUCCUUCUUCUUCUUUGGUGUUUGAUGUGUUUCUGAACAACCCAAGUGCUGCUUCUUUACCUCUGCUAAUUCAGUUCCAGUAAACCAAUAUGGUGGCUUUGCCUUCCCCUCCUGGUCUUGUAUCCCUCAUGGACACUGUCAGCCCAACCUGGCUGACAUCCGUCUUUUUUGGUAUCAUUAUGUGCAUAAUUGUAUAUAAAUUAACUGGUUUUCUUAGCCCUUUGUGCUUCAAAGGAUAUGACAAACUCACUGAAGCAGAAAAAAUUGAAUGGAACAACCGGGGGUUCUCUACAUUUCAUGCUCUUAUUGUAGCAUCAGCUUCUUUCUACCUCCUGCUGUUAUCAGGUCUUUUUUAUGAGGAUUCUCAGGAUGAGUUAAUCAUUAAUAGAAAGUCAAUUGUAUCAAACUCUGUAUUAGGGAUCUCUGUUGGCUAUUUUCUGGCAGACCUGUCAAUGAUUCUUUGGAAUUUCCCAGCUUUGGGUGGUCUGGAGUAUGUCCUGCAUCAUGGACUAUCCAUGUAUUCAAUAUUUCUCUCCCUCAUAAGUGGUCAAGGACAGAUGUACAUACUGAUGGUUCUCUUCUCUGAGGCCACUACUCCUUUUGUAAAUUUAAGAUGGUACUUCGAUGUUGCUGGUAGGAAGAGCUCUAAAAUGUACGUUUGCAAUGGAGUCCUAUUGUUCCUUGGGUGGUUGCUUGCAAGGAUUCUUCUGUUCAUUUACUUCUUCACUCACAUGUUCAUCCACUUUGAUCAGGUGAAAAAGAUAUUUCCUUUGGGCUUCUAUAGCAUACUUUCAGUGGCUCCCAUAUUGGCAGUAAUGAAUACCAUUUGGUUUUGGAAGAUAGCAAAAGGUUUGAUUAAAACUCUUUCUAGAGCAAAAAGACACAGUCAAUGAUCUAACCAUUUUGUUCCACUGGUGGCCAUGCAUUUACUGUAUCAACCAUUUUGGUGUAAUGAUAAAAAUACUCCAUUUGUCACUUAGAAAUUACAAUUUGAAGCCACAAAAGCAGCCUCUCUGCAAAAUAAGGAUAAGGCUGCAUACAUCAACUUUCUUAAAAGCACACAAGUGUGAGAUGCUUCAUGCUCAGAGUAGCUAAUUACCA
Molecule: messenger RNA, 1420 nt
Organism: Hevea brasiliensis (rubber tree)
Lineage: Eukaryota; Viridiplantae; Streptophyta; Magnoliopsida; Malpighiales; Euphorbiaceae
Exons: 9
Coding region: 409-1212 (267 amino acids)
Biological process (GO): lipid homeostasis
Cellular component (GO): endoplasmic reticulum; membrane
Source: RefSeq, a predicted model, not a curated record